AUGAAUACGGAUUCAGUCAACACUCCUGUACUCAAGGACCUAACAGUGGAAAACAUAACAGAAAAUGUGAAGAUAAUCAAUUCACAGGGCGAUGAUUCAAGGUUGAAAUUUCUCUUCGAGAGGCUGGUUCAACACCUACACGAUUAUGCUAGGGAGACAAGACUCAGCACCGAGGAAUGGGAUGCGGCCAUCCGCUUUCUCACUCAAACAGGCCAGAUUUGUACCGACGUCCGGCAGGAAUUUAUCCUUCUGUCCGACGUCCUCGGCUUGUCUCUCUUAGUUGACGCCAUCAACCACCCCAAGCCGCCCCAUGCUACCGAGAGUACCGUGCUUGGCCCCUUCCAUUCGCACGAAGCGCAGCUGAAAUCGAAUGGGGACACUGUGUCGCACGAUCCAGAGGGUGAGCCAUGUCUGGUUAUCUCCACCAUCAAAGAUACUUCCGGACGACCACUGGAAGGAGUGAAGGUCGAUGUUUGGGAAACAGACAGUAAAGGUUUCUAUGAUGUGCAGUACGCAGACCGCGAAGGCCCUGAUCAGAGGGCCGUAUUGAGGAGUGACAAGGAUGGUAUGGUUUGGUUCAAGGCAAUCGUGCCUGUGCCCUACCCAAUACCUCAUGACGGACCCGUGGGAAAACUCUUACUCCGCUUGAAAAGGCACUGGUAUCGACCGAGUCAUAUGCACUUCAUGUUUGAGAAGAAGGGGUAUGAUCAUUUGAUCACUGCGCUGUAUCUUCGUGGAGAUCCAUAUGAGUCGUCCGAUGCGGUCUUUGGCGUCAAGGAGUCGCUGGUUGUUGAUCUCACGACAGUCACCCAGGAGCAGGCCGAGAAAUACGCAAUCAAGGAAGGUUCGAAACUGCUGGCUUAUGAUUUUGUACUUGUGGAAGAUGAUGAGAUGAGGAAACUGCGGGACCAAAAUGCUUUGACCGCUCUCGCCGGAACGAAACUGAAAUUGUUGAAUGGGUUGCCAGUUCCAGAUAUUGAUUGA
This is a messenger RNA of Fonsecaea erecta, 984 nucleotides long. RefSeq lists its product as hypothetical. Gene Ontology annotation, biological process: catechol-containing compound metabolic process. Bases 1 to 984 code for a protein of 327 amino acids. The record is from RefSeq and is a predicted model, not a curated record. The transcript has 3 exons. Gene Ontology annotation, molecular function: catechol 1,2-dioxygenase activity; ferric iron binding. NCBI's taxonomy places the organism in Eukaryota, Fungi, Ascomycota, Eurotiomycetes, Chaetothyriales, Herpotrichiellaceae.